CUUGCACAUGGCUUCCGUGCCAUCGUAAAAGGUAUUGUACCGCGCUAGCUUUCUAUCCUUGAACCCGAGCUACCAACCCACCCAUCUCGCAAAGCCCAGAUGCGGAGGGGUGCUCUUGUCGUGUUCCAUACGGUGAUUGUUUUCAUUACCUUGAUGUCUUCACAGCGUUUGUCUCGUUCCUAUGUGUAUUUCUCAUGUACCUCUAGCUACUCCACACUACGGGAACUUGGCUCCUCCUCAAGCCGUUUCCACUUGCUCGCACUGCAGUCACACUGCACAUCACUUCAGGUUCAGGCUCUGAGUAAGAGCGAGUUAACAUAGACGCCCCGGCUUUCGUUUACUCACACUUCGUGACCCAAGAGCAUUCAUCCAAGUUGGCUUCCACCUCAUCCUUUCACAGCGAGGUAUUUCUAGUUGGUAGCAGCACGGGAAGUCAAAAAUUUCAUCGCGCAUGGCACAAGGAUGGAAGGAACUCGGGCGUUAAGGUGCUUUGCCAGGUGGAUGGCCU
This is a messenger RNA of Neurospora hispaniola, 508 nucleotides long. RefSeq lists its product as uncharacterized. The transcript has a single exon. The annotation marks the transcript as partial. Lineage: Eukaryota; Fungi; Ascomycota; Sordariomycetes; Sordariales; Sordariaceae. The record is from RefSeq and is a predicted model, not a curated record.